AUGGCAACGUCCCCUCACCAGGGAGACGCCCUGGUCACGUCCCUCAUUAACUGCUGCACCUCCUUCGUCUCCGGCUUCGUCAUCUUCUCCGUGCUGGGCUACAUGGCCCAUAUAACGGGCCAACCCAUAGACAAGGUGGUUGACGAAGGCCCCGGUCUGGUCUUCGUGGUCUACCCCUCGGCCAUCGCCACGAUGCCUGGGUCUUCUUUCUGGUCCCUCAUGUUCUUCCUCAUGCUGCUCACCCUGGGGCUCGACUCCUCGUUCGCGGGGUCGGAGGCCGUCAUCACGGCGCUCAGUGACGAGGUUCCCGCCAUCGCCCGCCACCGCAAGGCCUUCGUCGCCGCCCUCUUCGGCGUCGACUUCCUCGUGGGACUCUUCUGCUGCACGCAGGGGGGGUACUACGUGUUCCAAGUACUCGAGGUGUACGCCGCUGGCUUCUCCAUCCUCUUCGCCGUAUUUUGGGAGGCCAUAGCUGUGUCCUGGAUAUACGGCCUGGACAGGCUCUGCUCUGACGUCCGUCAGAUGAUCGGCUUCGCCCCGGGCCUCUACUGGCGCCUCUGCCUCAAGUUCUUUGCCCCACUCAUGAUUGGGGGCGUGAUCGUCAACGGGCUGAUCUCGUACGAGCCGCUGUCCGUCAGGGAGGCCGCCGUGUUCCCGUGGCAGGCGGACACCAUCGGAUGGGUUAUGGCCGCCGCCUCGAUGGCCUUCAUCCCCGGUGUGGCCGUGUACGGCAUCUGCACCACCAAGGGAACCUUCAUGCAGCGCAUGUGCACGCUGUGCACCCCCAGCAAUGGGGGAGAGGGGAGACGACAACGUGGGGGUGAGGGUGGGGGUGAGCAGGUGGCUGCCAGCACCGUCGUUCUGUCAGCGAGCAACGGGGUGAAGACGGAGGCCCUCCCCCCGGGGAUGGGGGAGAGAGGAGGGGCUGGGGAGGCUGUGUGA
Messenger RNA from Hyalella azteca, 942 nucleotides. Its product is annotated as sodium-dependent dopamine transporter-like. Gene Ontology annotation, biological process: dopamine uptake involved in synaptic transmission; sodium ion transmembrane transport. Gene Ontology annotation, molecular function: dopamine:sodium symporter activity. Gene Ontology annotation, cellular component: neuron projection; neuronal cell body membrane; presynaptic membrane. The record is from RefSeq and is a predicted model, not a curated record. NCBI's taxonomy places the organism in Eukaryota, Metazoa, Arthropoda, Malacostraca, Amphipoda, Hyalellidae. The coding region runs from base 1 to 942 and encodes 313 amino acids. The transcript has 8 exons.